AUGAGGAGGAACAACCUAUUGCUGGCACUCGCUGCCGGCGCUGUCCUGGCCGCCGCUCAGAACAAUAAUGCCCAAACCACUGCCGCCGGCACGACCAAGGCCACUUCGGCCGCUCAGACUGCUGCCCCUACGACAGACAAGUUGACUGGAGUCUCGUCCUUUGUCAAGUCUAGCAGUUCCAGCGCUGCCGCCUCGUCCACAACCGACUCUUCCAAGACUUCUGCCUCCAAGACCUCGAGUGGCGCCUCUUCUACCACCGUCUCACACUUGACCGAUCUACCUACACUCGCUGGUGCCACCGUCCCCGACAUGGUCAUUCCUUACACAGCCGACGCUCCCUUUAUGCAAAAAUCAAACGUACCUGAGGGUACUGUAUUCAUAGCCGUGGGUGCCUGUCUGGCUUUCUUAGGCGCCUGUGUACUGGCCUGGCGUGUGUGGGUUGCAUGGACCAUCAACCGCUCUGUCAAGCGUGCUGCCAUGGCCAGCGUCAUGGCUUCAGAUGCAAAGACCAAAUACGGCCCUGGUGGCAACCUCUACGCCAUGCCUCAAGGCUCUUCCCUCUCUCUCGAUGCACUGACCUCGGCUGGCAAGCCUCUAUCCUCUGCCGGUCUCAAGAAGGAGAACCGCAAGAGCACACAACCAACAGCAGACCCCUCAUCCCUCUUCUUCUCUCCUACUGCUGGUCAGCGCAACUCAGCAUACAUGCCCAUCAACCAGAACCGCAGUUCCACCUACUUGCCUGCUGGAUACUACGCCACUCCCGGUGCUCAAGCUGCUGGCGGCCGCGACUCUAUGCUCAUGGGCGGCGUACCAAACCUGCAACCUACCAACCAUCGCUACUCUCGUGCUGAGUACUCUCCACCAUCCAGUAGAGAUGGCUCUCGCCCACGCAGCAGCAUAAACCCACACUCACACCAGAGAACUGGCUCUAACGCCAUGCUCAGCCCAACACACAACCUCUACGCUCAACCAAGCACAAGCAGCUUGGCCGUUGGUUAUGGCGCUCAAGACGAUGGCAGUAACGUCAGCAGCAAUGUGCCUGAGCCACGUGCCCCUAGCGCAUACUUUGACGACGUGCUCCACGAACAUGGUAACGGUCCUCGCGAACGUUACUAG
Aureobasidium melanogenum CBS 110374 is the source of this 1116-nucleotide messenger RNA. RefSeq lists its product as uncharacterized. The transcript has a single exon. Gene Ontology annotation, cellular component: fungal-type vacuole. Bases 1 to 1116 code for a protein of 371 amino acids. The record is from RefSeq and is a predicted model, not a curated record. NCBI's taxonomy places the organism in Eukaryota, Fungi, Ascomycota, Dothideomycetes, Dothideales, Saccotheciaceae.